GAGAGAGAGAGUGUUGGAAGUGAAUGGGUGCCGCCCAUCCCAACACAAAACAGCUGAAAGGAGAGGUGCUAAUGAUGACCCUUCAGUCACACUGAGCGUCUGGACGAUGAAGAUCUGAUCUUCAGCUCACACACACACAGGUGAAUAUAAAGCUUGUUUGGAUCCCUGAUGAUCCGGUGUUUGAUUCAUUUGUUCGUUCGCUUCACAGGAGAUGAGUUCUGCUCUGGUUCAUGACAAACUCUUCAUCAAGUCCUUCUGGGAGCAGAAGAUCAACACUCACACUCAUAUGAUCGAAGCCGAAGAAGAGAGGAGGAAGAGGAGCGCUCUCUUAAAGCUGCGUGACGAGUGGCUCACAAGGAUGGAGAACCGGACCAAACAUCUGAAGAAUUUCGAAGACAAUCGUGGGGGAAAUCCAACGGCUAACUAACGGCACAUUGGUGUGCGACACACAGAUGAGUGGAGCUCAAUAAACACACGAG
Molecule: messenger RNA, 479 nt
Organism: Carassius carassius (crucian carp)
Lineage: Eukaryota; Metazoa; Chordata; Actinopteri; Cypriniformes; Cyprinidae
Product: protein FAM240B-like
Exons: 2
Coding region: 212-427 (71 amino acids)
Source: RefSeq, a predicted model, not a curated record